AUGGCGACGCUGCGAGCCCGCGCGCAGCAGGAGAAGGUCCAGGCUCGGCCGCGCGACCUCUUCCUACCGUUUACACCCAUGGAGAAGGAGGAAGCGGAAAUCCUUGUGGACCGUGUGGCCAAAGAAGCCGGUGCGCUCGUCCUGAACGAGCCGACCAAGUCGCUUCUCAAGCCGCUGCGGCCAAUUGCGAUUGGUGUCAACGAAGUCUCGCGGCUCCUCGAGCACCGCCUCGCGCGUGUUGUCGUCAUGUCCUCGGAUGCGCCGGUGCUUGGCAUGUGCAGCCAUGUGGCUGUCAUGGCGGUUCAGCUUAACGUCCCGAUCUGCGUCGUUCCGCUCACGUCCGCUGCGCUUGGCGCGAUUUUCAAGCUCAAGCAAGUGUCCGUCUUUGGCUUUCGUACUCUUCCAAUGGACGCCAAUAACGUCGCAGAGCUGGAGGAUGCUCUUGUGCAGCUGCGAUCGAUCCAAGACUUUGUCGUGGCCAAGGCGUCGCCGGUUGCGCACACGUAGAAAAGACUGCCGACGCAGCAAAUUGGACUGUAGAUCUGUAGUUCACGCAUACGAUUGUCCAUAAAUAUAUAUAAUAUUAGUGUACAUACGACGAUUACUGCU
Molecule: messenger RNA, 609 nt
Organism: Saprolegnia diclina VS20
Lineage: Eukaryota; Oomycota; Saprolegniomycetes; Saprolegniales; Saprolegniaceae
Exons: 1
Coding region: 1-507 (168 amino acids)
Source: RefSeq, a predicted model, not a curated record